AUUUCAUUCCAACCCGAUUUUUCAACCCAUUCAAUAUUCAAAAUUCAUUCUUCACAAGUUCCACUUACACUCUCCCGUCUCCGCCGACCUCGACUUUGUACUUCUCGAUCUGCCGCUCAGGGAAGAUUCCACAUUUCCACCGGCCUCCGACGUUCGAGCCCUAGACGCAGCACCUUCGAGCCGGGCAGCCGGCAGCAGUUCUUCGAAUCUACAUUUCCACCAACGAUUCGACGGCAGAAGAAGAAGACCUAGAAGUUCCAGGCCUGUGAAGCCCUCGAGCCUGAUUCGGUGAAUCCUGAAGCCUGCUCAAGUCUCGAUGUACUCUGUGACUCUGUCAACAAAUUGCAGGAUUGGCAAACUGGUAUAGUUGAUAGAUUCUAAGCUCAAGUUUCCACUCAGAAUGGCAAAAUAUUAUAACAUUGAUGACAUAUUGGCAGAAGAGGAGCUUGUUCCAGCUGUGUUUCAACAUGCUGCAAAUGGGGUUGGGCUUUUUGACUCUAGUGAUGAUACAAAUAAGGUGGAAGCUGGAUCAAAAGUAGAACUGCCCUUCUGGCUGGUUUGUGAGUUGUAUUUGAGGCAACUUGUCUCCAUUAUGGUCCCACCAUGUUUUGACAAAGAAUCCAAAACACGGGAGGAAAUUGGGGCUGAUGCUGCACACGUGGAUCUAAGAAGUAGAUGUCCAUACUUUUAUGAAUUAGGAUGCAAGAUUGCACCACUUAUCGGUGACAAAACCAUAGGGCCGUUCCUUCUCGUUGCAUUUCGGAUCAGAUACAAGGAAGUCUUGAUCAAGGCCCACAACUUGACACUGGCCGUGGCUCCCAAGUACUUGACACUUCUAACCAAUGAAGAAGCUAAAUUGUACGAGGCUGGUCAAUCUUCAAUAGCUGCAUUUAAAAAGUGGCGGAUGGGUGGACCUCGACUCCAGAUAGCCCCUCUUCUAGGGAGAAAGAGGAAACCAACUGGGUAGGUGGCGGUUCUAUGAUUCACAUUUGUGUUUCAUGCAUCUAGGAAGUCCAGCCCACUGAAUAACGAUAUUCAAGUACCUCGAGUUUUAUCUUGGCUUGCCUCUUCAAAAUCUGUUGGAGUUGUACUGCAAACAAAUAGUGUAAGUUCACGGUCAUUAGAUUUCAAAUGAAUUUGUGGUACUUCCCUGUACAAUAAAAUUCUUCAAUAUGCCCUUGAUAGAGCAUUGUAUUGCUAUAAUAUAUUUGACGAAUGGUUUUAUUUAUCACACCUGUGAUUACCUUUAUUUAAUUGCCCCUGGCGAUAUAGGACAUUUAUUUCAACAA
This is a messenger RNA of Olea europaea var. sylvestris, 1289 nucleotides long. RefSeq names its product probable DNA replication complex GINS protein PSF3. The record is from RefSeq and is a predicted model, not a curated record. Gene Ontology annotation, biological process: mitotic DNA replication initiation. NCBI's taxonomy places the organism in Eukaryota, Viridiplantae, Streptophyta, Magnoliopsida, Lamiales, Oleaceae. The transcript is spliced from 8 exons. The coding region runs from base 401 to 967 and encodes 188 amino acids. Gene Ontology annotation, cellular component: GINS complex.